This is a messenger RNA of Drosophila mauritiana, 1025 nucleotides long. RefSeq names its product phenoloxidase-activating factor 2-like. The record is from RefSeq and is a predicted model, not a curated record. The transcript is spliced from 2 exons. Gene Ontology annotation, biological process: proteolysis. Bases 52 to 987 code for a protein of 311 amino acids. Gene Ontology annotation, molecular function: serine-type endopeptidase activity. Lineage: Eukaryota; Metazoa; Arthropoda; Insecta; Diptera; Drosophilidae.
CCGACUUGCACAGUUGGAAAAAAGUAAUCUCAAGACUCACGGCCGCCGAUCAUGAGAACCACAUUCUACCCAGAAUUUAUUAAAUGUAUUUUAAUUUCGACUCUUGCGAUUUGUACGAUUGCUUUGCCCCAGGAAGAAGAUUAUGAAAGUGACGAUGAUGGAGACCUGGGUCUGGGACCACCUGAAAACAUAGCAGAGCGAACCACAUCUGGGCCAGAAAAAAAAGACAAAUUUUUGAGUCUGAGUGGGUCUAAUACGUGCGGCAUGCGUUCAAUGGGUCAGGAGGUUUUUCCCAUCAACAAAACUUUCCAAACACAAUUCGGUGAGAAUCCCUGGAUGGCGGCCAUUUAUGCCGAUGGGAUAUAUGUAGCCGCAGCCACUUUGAUUCGAAACGAUGUGGUGAUCACUGCUGCGUAUCCGAUUGAGAAUACACCGCAGGGUCAAAUUUCUGUGGAAGCUGGCGAUUGGGAUCGACUGAGAACGGUGGAGAGGAAACCGCACCACAGCCGUUGUGUUAGUAACAUCGUCUUCCAUGAGCAGCUGGCCCUCAUCUUCCUGGAUGCACCGUUCUUUGGCACACAUAUUGCUUCCAUAUGCAUGCCUCUUCCGGAGUCUGUUUUCAUCGAAGACGCCUGCCGGACCAUUGGGUGGGGACAACCCUCCUCCAGUUCAGCCUCCUCCGACCAAUCGGAUAUCCUGUGGUUCAGAAACUACGCCGUCAUGACUCACGAGGAUUGUCUCGCUGAAGUACCACCAGGUUCGUAUUCAGAUACGAAUGUUCUUUGCGGCGCUGAUUUGUUCAACGAGUUCAGUCCCCACAAUGUUGGAGGAGGACUUUUCUGCUUUGUUGGGCGAUACGUCCUGGCCGGACUCGCAUUAUCGGGCAAGGACUGGAAACCAGAUACUAGACCCGCUCGAUUUCUUAAUAUUUCUCCAUUUGUGCCCUGGAUCAAAAAUGAAUUUGUUUUAAGAAACUUAACUCUUUAAAAUAUUUUUCCAUAUUUUUAAAAAUUUUUGUUUAGGAA